GCUGUAAUAAAACAGAUUCUUUUCCCGGAAAAGCGUAAAUUUCCUCAGAGAGAGAAAGGUAGUGUGCGUUUAGGGUUCUGAAGAAGAUGAUCGGAGUGGGGAAAAUGAAGCAGUACUCUAAUGUCCUUGACAAGCCACUCAGCAAAGGCAAACAAGAGGUGAGCUUGAGCGCGUUUGCUUUCUUAUUCUCGGAGCUGGUUCAGUACAAUCAAACCCAGGUUGACAACAUUGCUGAGCUUGAAAGAAGACUAGAGGAUGCUGGUUAUGCUGUUGGAUCUCGAGUUUUGGAGCUUCUUUGCAACCGAGAGAAGGGAAACAGAAGAGAGACAAGGUUACUAGGGAUCCUGUCUUUCGUCCACAGCACCGUGUGGAAGGUGUUGUUUGGAAAGGUUGCUGAUUCACUUGAAAAAGGAACAGAACAUGAAGAUGAGUACAUGAUCAGUGAAAAAGAGCUUCUCGUCAACAGGUUCAUUUCGAUUCCAAAAGACAUGGGAACAUUCAACUGCGGAGCGUUUGUGGCCGGCAUAGUGAAGGGAGUUCUGGAUAACGCAGGGUUUCCUGCUGUGGUAACGGCUCAUUUCGUACCCAUUGAAGGACAACAACGUCCUCGGACUACCAUUUUGAUCAAGUUUGCUGAUGAGGUGCUUAAAAGAGAGGCACGGCUCAGCCAGUGAGAGCACCUUCGUCGAGUUGCCACGCACGAUCUGUUGGCUUUAUAUGUUAACUGCUAGUGCAAGUCUUGUCUGUAUGGUUUGGCUUUAACUUAUACUGUUAACGUUUUGAAUUGAGCUGCAAAGCCAUUGUCCGUUGAUUGAUGUAAACUACAUACAUACCCUCUUGUUUACAAUUCUAGCUGGUGAUAGAACAGUUUCCUAGUU
Raphanus sativus (radish) is the source of this 878-nucleotide messenger RNA. RefSeq lists its product as uncharacterized. The record is from RefSeq and is a predicted model, not a curated record. Bases 87 to 674 code for a protein of 195 amino acids. Gene Ontology annotation, cellular component: TRAPPI protein complex; TRAPPIII protein complex; TRAPPII protein complex. Gene Ontology annotation, biological process: endoplasmic reticulum to Golgi vesicle-mediated transport. NCBI's taxonomy places the organism in Eukaryota, Viridiplantae, Streptophyta, Magnoliopsida, Brassicales, Brassicaceae. The transcript is spliced from 8 exons.